Molecule: messenger RNA, 470 nt
Organism: Acanthisitta chloris (rifleman)
Lineage: Eukaryota; Metazoa; Chordata; Aves; Passeriformes; Acanthisittidae
Product: signal peptidase complex catalytic subunit SEC11C
Exons: 5
Cellular component (GO): signal peptidase complex; membrane
Molecular function (GO): serine-type endopeptidase activity
Source: RefSeq, a predicted model, not a curated record
UAUUACCAGGUCCUGAACUUCGCCAUGAUUGUGUCCUCUGCCCUCAUGAUCUGGAAGGGGCUGAUUGUGGUCACUGGCAGUGAGAGCCCCAUUGUUGUGGUGCUCAGUGGCAGCAUGGAACCAGCUUUCCACAGGGGAGACCUGCUCUUCCUAACAAACUUUCAUGAUGACCCAAUCAGAGCUGGUGAAAUAGUUGUUUUUAAAGUUGAAGGCAGAGACAUUCCAAUAGUUCACAGAGUCAUCAAAGUACAUGAAAAAGGAAAUGGGAGCAUCAAAUUUCUGACGAAAGGUGACAAUAAUGAAGUUGAUGAUAGAGGCUUAUACAAAGAAGGUCAGAACUGGCUGGAGAAGAAAGAUGUUGUUGGAAGAGCAAGAGGGUUUCUGCCCUAUGUUGGAAUGGUAACUAUAAUAAUGAAUGACUAUCCCAAAUUUAAGUAUGCUCUCCUGGCAGUGAUGGGAGCCUAUGUCCU